Messenger RNA from Coccidioides immitis RS, 876 nucleotides. RefSeq lists its product as uncharacterized. Lineage: Eukaryota; Fungi; Ascomycota; Eurotiomycetes; Onygenales; Onygenaceae. The record is from RefSeq and is a predicted model, not a curated record. Bases 1 to 876 code for a protein of 291 amino acids. The transcript is spliced from 3 exons.
AUGUCUAUGAGUGUCUUCCCCCUUUUAAAACGCAAUGUCUCAAGUUUAUUCCGUUGGGGCCAAAAGGCUAUUGGAACAACGGGCAGAUCAGAUAUCUCACGAGUUUCGGAGAAGGUGGGAAAUGAUAUCCAAUCUCCUCCAGGCCUAGCUUCGUACCAUCGAGGCCGAAACGCAGUCCUGAUAAUGGCACAGAAUUCGAUAGUGCCGUCUAAGCACCCCCAAUCCAAGCAUUGUUCUCUCUGUCAGCUAAAGACUAUUGAAAGCGCGGAGGACUGGAUGAAAAACUGGGUGUUCGAGGAGAAAGGCGUUCUUGUCAGCUGCUACGUCUGGUCCGUGAUGGCAAUGUGUGGCGCACUGGUGUUUGGGGUAUCACAAUCAGAGUCACGGUCCGCGAUUAAGUCUCCGUCGUUGACCCUUUCAAUAUCACGACGUACUACUGGGUGUUUGCUGCAUUUGUUCUACUGGUCGCUAAGAGCAUCAGAGUGGGCGAAUGGCCCUGGAGAGACUUUCUCUACUGUCGCGUUUUCUGCCGUAGUGUCUCGGAGCUCCAUUAUGAUUAGGGUGGAAGAACAGCUCAUGCCAGCCAAGGUCUUCCAAGAAGAGCAGUACACAUUUCUCAAGACACACGAUGGGUUUUCCAUCUACGUCCCAAUGACCCUGCAAACCAUGCUAUUUAGUGGGCUCGUUAUGAUUCAGGUUCGAUCACUUGGAAAAAAUGGCGUAAUUUGUCUAGAUGUGCAGGAAUGGUCAGAAUAUACAUGUAGCUCCCAAUUAAACCCCCUACCUGAAGAGAGCAAGUAUAUUAGCAGUACUCAAAUACCCGGCGUCGACUCCCAAGGGGCCGGGUUGCAGAGAACAGUUCUUAAGCUGUAUUAG